CGCCUCGCUCCCUCCCUCUAUCUAUAGCCUGCCUCUUUUAUUAGCUUUUUUUUUUCGAGUAAGCUUUAUACACUUCUCAGCAUCCUCCGCUGAGUGUGUAGGUUAGAGCUGCAGCACCAGCAUCCACGGUUUAAGCCCCAGCUCUGAUCGGCAGCUAGCCCAGCCCCUCCUGUCUCCUGUCUCCUCUCUCUCCCUCCCCUCUCCCUCAGUGUCUCUUUCAUUUCUGGGCUAGUUGCUAGUUGACAGGCGACGUCUGGGGGUGUCGGAGGCUCACAGUUAGCUAGGGCGUUAGCCACAUGCAAACGGCAGCGCUGCUGCCCAUCAUUUCUAUUCUCUGGUAACCGGGGCUUCUUGUCUUCACCCCCUCCCCACGCCUCCUAUUUUGAUUUCAGGCUCUUUGGAGAUAGAGGAAUGCAAAUCUGCAACCAUGAUGGAAGGAUUGAAAAAACGUACCAGGAAGGCCUUUGGGAUACGGAAGAAAGAGAAGGACAAUGACUCCACGGGGUCCCCAGACAGAGACAGUGGUUCUCAGAAGAAGACCAACGGGGCCCCAAACGGCUUCUAUGAAGAUAUCGACUGGGAAAGAUAUAACUCUCCUGAGGUGGAUGAUGAAGGCUACAGCGUUCGACCUGAUGAGGAGUCCGAAGAGGGAGCGCCUACCAUCAAGAAACCCCACUUCUUUUCCUCUGACGAGUCGGAAGGAGAGGAGGACCACAAGAAGAAGUUCAAAAUCAAGAUCAAGCCGCUGCCGUCGGAUCGCGUGGCCUCAGUGCCCUCGGUGGACGAGCUCAAAGCCUCCAUAGGCAACAUUGCCCUGUCCCCGUCUCCGAUGAGGAGUCCGAGACGUAGCCCGGGUUUGAAAAGGAACCCUUCCAGUGAGGAGAUUGUCAGGCCGAGACGUGUUGUGCCUACUUUACCCAUAGUGGCCCCCACAUCAGCUCCAGCACUACAACCCCCCGGCACCCAAAAAACGGCAGCCUCUGAAGACCGCACAGACUUAUUUGGGCCUCCACUGGAAACAGCCUUUGGAGAACCGAAGACUGAAGUGGGUCUCUCUGAGUCUGAUCCUUGGGGGGCUCCUCUGUCAGAGCCUGAAUCCUCUUUGACAAGAUCCUUCCCCACAGGAACUCCACCUCCACUUCCCCCCAAGAAUGUCCCAACUUCCCCCCCAUCGACUGGCUCUCCGCCUGCAGAUGGCGCUGUUUCAGAGGAGUUAACAGAAGCUGACAGUUCCACCAGGAAGCCCUCAAUCGCUGACUUGGAUAACAUUUUUGGACCAGAAGAGCCUCCCCCUGCUGGCGAGGAGACUGGUGACACAUGGGUCUGCUUCAGUGCCGAAUCUUCCAAGCGGCCACAACUACCAGAGGAACCAGCGCCUGCCCUACCAGCCUCCCCGCCUCCACCUCAAUCUCCUGCCCCACCCUUACCUACAUCACCCCCUCCUUCAGAAGACCAUGCACCACCUCUCCUUGAAUCACCUCCCCCAAAGGAAGAACCUCUGCCUACUCUCCCAGCCUCCCCGUCAUCCUCAGAGGAGCCCACUGCCCCUCCCGCCCCUUCAUAUCCUCUUACCCCAGAGGUCCAAAGCCCUCUCUCACUUGCCACUUCUCCUCCCUGCGCACUUCCAAAAGAACUUGCAUCUCCUCCCGCUUCUUCCCCCCCUCCAAUUGACUCCUCCUCCAGCGUCCUAGUAGGCCCUGCUCCGAAAGCAAGCACCCCUCCUACCGAUGGACCAUCAACAUGCUCCACCCCUCCGCCUCUGAUGCCGUCUAAGGAGGAGCAGCCCAAGAACACAGACUUCACCGCAACCAAAGAGGAUGAAACCGUGCCCUUGUCCAGCGAGGCCAACCAGGGGAGCCAUAGUACACCUCCUCCACCUCCUCCCCCCACAUAUCGGGCGGUGGUGUCGUCACCAGGUCCCACAUCUGGAGCAGGUGGCUCAAAUAGUGGUUCCUCCUCGCCGGUGCGACCCGCCACUCCUUCUUCAGUCAACCCGACCCCACCACCGCCUCCCCCUCGCCCCCCUUCACGGCCCAAACUUCCUCCAGGCAAACCAGCCGUAGGAGAUGCAAAUCGUCCGUUCAGCCCGCCGGUCCACUCCGCCAGCCCCCCUCCCGUCGCCCCGUUGGCGCGGGCCGAGAGCACCUCUUCCAUCUCCUCCACCAACUCCUUGAGUGCCGCUACUACGCCCACCGUCAAUAAAGAGCUCUCCGUGUCCGUGUCAGAAGACGAUGCUUAUGUAGACAAACUGCCCACCUUUGAGAGACACUUUGAUUCGUUUGCAGAGAAUGACCAGCCAUCCCUUGUAUGGUUUGACAGAGGGAAGUUUUAUUUAACCUUUGAAGGCUGCUCCAGAGGGCCCAGUCCUCUCACCAUGGGGGCUCAGGACACUCUUCCUGUGGCAGCCGCCUUUACAGAGACGGUCAACGCCUUCUUUAAAGGAGCUGACCCGAGCAAGUGUGUUGUGAAGGUCAUAGGUGAGAUGGUUUUGUCGUUUCCAGCGGGCAUCACGCGGCACUUUGCCAAUAACCCGUCCCCCGCCGUGCUAACUUUCAGCAUAACCAACUACAGCCGACUGGAGCAUGUGCUGCCUAACCCCCAGCUGCUGUGCUGCGACACCACCACGCAAGCCAAGGCAGACGCCAAGGACUUCUGGGUGAACAUGCCAAACCUGAUAUCCCAUUUGAAGAAGGUGUCAGAGCAGAAGCCUCAGGCGACCUACUACAACGUGGACAUGCUCAAGUAUCAGGUGUCAACGGAGGGGCAUCAGUCGAUUCCUUUGAAUCUAGCGGUGAGCUGGAGAUGUGAGCCCACCAGCACUGACCUGAGGAUAGACUACAAAUACAACGGGAAGGCCAUGACGACACCGAUGGCCCUCAACAACGUCCAGUUCCUCGUCCCGGUCAACGGAGGGGUUUCAAAACUACAGGCUGUUUUACCUCCUGCUGCAUGGAAUGCUGAGCAGCAACGCAUUCUAUGGAAAAUUCCUGAUAUCUCACAGAAAUCUGAAAACGGAGGCGUGGGGUCGUUGUUAGCACGCUUCCAGCUGACCGAAGGCCCCAGUAAGCCGGCUGCCCUCGCGCUGCAGUUCACCAGCGAGGGCAGCACCCUGUCGGGCUGCGACGUUGAACUGGCGGGGCCAGGAUACCGCUUCUCUCUCAUCAAGAAGAGGUUUGCCGCAGGAAAAUACCUGGCCGACAACUAACCCAUACUACUGAAAACAGCACUGUACAAAAUCACUGGACUGGAGUUGACACAGAGGACACCCUGGCAGUAGACUUUCCAUUAACCGUUCAACCUUUCCUGAACCCUCAUGACGGGUCCGCAGCCUCGCCAGCAGUAUUGUAUAACUUGCAUAUAGCGUCGUGGAAACUGUUCUAGGUCAUGUAAUGAUGGUAUUUGUAUUAAUUUCAUAACAUCUGUAUUGCUGCAGUUAGACACCUGGGUUAUUCCCCCCCUCUGAAGUCUGUGCCUCUGUCCCAAUCCUCCUCCGCUCAAUGUGUGCUGGUGUUGUUUUAAAGUUUUCACUGCAGCUGCCUGACAUAAGACGGACAGAUCUGGGCCAGAUUUUGAAGUCCGGGUGACAGGCUGCUUGUUGCCAAGAGUCCAGGAAGAUUUUUCUGUAAAAAAAACCCAUUUCCCCCCUAACCAACAUCUUUGUGGUCAGACACUCACCUCAACCUCUGACACAAAGUCCGACUUCCCAAAGUUGAUAAAAAAAGUACUUAAAAGUAGUUUAAGUUGAAGCAAGGCGUAGGAUACUAGAUGAUAUGCCCUACACGUUCAUUAGCAGAGUUCACAUUCUGAGACACUGACGUUGGCCUACUGCGCGUCUUCUGCCAUAAAGUAAGUUCAUUUACUCAUGCAUAUCGACCCACGUUGCUCCAGUUGGUUAAAAGGAAAAUGGUGUUUCCUGUUUGUGCUUGAAACACAUCAUUAUGCAUCACCUGCCGGUACUACAGGGUCACACGACCUUGGAUCGCAUCCUUUUUAAUUUAAAUGCACUGAUCAGUCAAUCAAACUGUUAUUUUAUUCCUCUGGAAUACCCAAGCAUGCAGAGAUUUUUACCUUGUUAGGCAGCUGCAAUGAUGAAUCAAUUUACUGGUUGAAGAAUAAGAUCAUCGGUUUUCUGUCAGAACAAAAAUUAGUGUACAAAGUGUCAUUUUAAAUCAAUAAUAUAUAUCUUAAAGGGCGUUUGGUGUUUUCCUCGUAUUGUCCGAUAGCCUUUCUGUUGUUCCCAGGACAGCAGUGAUAGACUCCAGAGUACAUCACAGCAUUCUAUUUUUAUUUAUUGAUGACAAUGAUUUGUUGUAUAAAACGUGAUUCUGUGUACGAAUAGAAUUUGAAUGGUAUCACACAUCUCAGAACCCCUAAAGGUAUAAAUAUUGGAAAUCUUUUUUUGUUAUUGGUGUAGUUGGGUAACCUGUGUACAGUAAAAGGUAUAAUUUUUGAAUUCAUUUCAGAUAUAAUUUUUUUUAACUCGAGUGCAACCGAAGAUUCCAGAUAUAUAUAUGGGUGAGGGAGGUAAUUUAAAGAGAAAGGUAAAUAUCUUCCAGGAUGUUGUGCUUAUGCUUUGUGAAAGCAGUGUUAAUGUAGAGUUCGUUACACCAUGGUCAAGGGUCUCACUUUAAAGAGACAGUUGGACACUGUGGGGAUUAUUAGUUUUCUUUUUUCACGAGUUAACGCCACUCAUAUUUGCCUGUUCGACAUGAGGUUGCAGCCAGGGUUUGGUUACCUUGGCAUAAACACUGGAAACAGCUAGCCUGUUUUUUUUGGGGGGGGGGGGUGUAUCAAGAUGCCACAUUCUUUUCCGACUUUGGCGGUCACCGCACUGUUCCUACAGCACCGCCAUCACCCCAAAUGUAUUCUGGACUAUGACUCUGCUGUACCGCGUACUUUAUUGCUAGUCUGCAAAGGUCAACCGGCUAACGUGCUAAACUAAGGUGAUGUUACGUUAUUCCAGCUGAACAUUUCAGAGGAGAAAAGUUCGUAUUAAGCUUAAAGCGCUGCUGUUAGCACAACCUUUGGGCAAAGCGGGAAGAACUGCUUCCCCCAGUGUCUGGUCUUCAUGCCAAGCUAAGCCAAUCAUCUUGGGACUCCAGUUUAUCAUUUUACAUUUUACCCUGCAAGAUAGUGAAUCAGCGUAUUUCCCAAACAGUUUUUCCUUUUCCUUUUAAUAAGGUAAAGAUAAUUACAAAAGCAAUCAAUUUUUCUCAUCAACUGUUAUGACAUUUGUGGUACCAGUACAGGAACAGGAUUUCUUUACUGGGACCAGCACAUUUUAUUUUUUAUUUUGCAAAGCUCAUUAGAAACGCUUGUAUUAAUACAACAUUCUAAUGUCCAGUUAUUCCUCAAUGUUUCCCUUCACCUCGGGGAACCUAACCUCCCUGAUUAUAUCAUGAAUGCCCCCCUCAUCAUCCAACCUGCGCUUGAAUCCAUGGCUUUAUUUUGCAUAAUUGUAAUGGUCUCUGUGAGAUGACAUGAGUUGAAUGAGGUUGUGGAGCGAGGUUAAGUUGACCAAAAUGCUUUGUUUUCUCUCUCUCUUUUGUAUUUUAUGUGCGUGUACCCUGGACAGUCAGUCCUCAGUUAAGAAUAAGCUGAAUAUUUUUUAAACGGAUAAAAAUGAAAAAAUAUAUUGUUCAAUGUGUAACACUGUGCUGAUGAUGUUGAACUUCCUAAAUGCUCUGACACUCAACACAAAGAACAAAAAGUGUGUGUGUGUGUGUGUGUGUGUGACGUGUAGCCGAAGAUCUCCCUACUGUACUUACUGUAUGUCGGCAUUCUGCUAAAUGCAGCCAAUCGUGGUCCUUUCAGAGCCCACAUAGAAGCAUUCAAGGCUGAAUUUAGAACAAGAGGACUAUUCGCAACAUGUCAACACUAUUCUAAGUGAUAGAGUAGAUGGAGCUUUUGAAUUGAUCAGAAGUCUCCUGUUUUUGAUCAGAUUUGUUCCUUUGCAGACUCGAGUCUAAAAGAGCACUGUGGUUUUCUCUGACUUUGCUUUCAACCCAUGAACGCAAGGUGACCAUGAUUGGGGCCCUUCAGCUCCUGCAUUAUUCUGGGAACACUUUGUUCUGUCAUCUCAGUCCAUCCGGUUGAGCGGCUGGAUCGACUUGCCUGACAGGAAGCUGUAACCUUGGUGAAACUUGAAGCUAUCGGUGCAACCGUCACUACAGCAUUAUCUACAGCGGCCCAGGUAACCCUAAACCACCAUCUGUUCUAAAAUACUACACCACAAAUAACACGCCUUUGCAUCUGUUAAAAGAUGGGUACGGGUGCAACGCUUUUACCGAUCUUUAUCUCUGUGGUGAAUUUGUCCGGCAGUAAUUCAUCAUUGCAUGCAGAUGAUGGAGUAAACGUUGGGGCAUCCAUGACGAUCGAUAGUACUGUAUUGGCGUGUUGUGCCGGGUGUCGGUUACCUGUAUUAAUGUUGAGAAGCGAGUAGGGAGUGUGUUUAUGUUGUGCUAUAAGCCAGAAUGCUUUUUGGUUCUGUCCCCGUUCACCUCAAAACAUGUGUGCAAGCUGUUUGUACAAUACAUAACAAUGCUAAGAUGAACUGAGACACUUAGUUUGCUUCUGUCCAAAUCCAAUAAAAGUUAUAACUGGAA
This is a messenger RNA of Gasterosteus aculeatus aculeatus (three-spined stickleback), 6605 nucleotides long. The record is from RefSeq and is a predicted model, not a curated record. Lineage: Eukaryota; Metazoa; Chordata; Actinopteri; Perciformes; Gasterosteidae.